Molecule: messenger RNA, 711 nt
Organism: Darwinula stevensoni
Lineage: Eukaryota; Metazoa; Arthropoda; Ostracoda; Podocopida; Darwinulidae
Source: the annotation of a GenBank genome assembly
AUGAAAUUUCAGCCACUUAGCUCCCGGGAGCCGGCGACCCUGACCGCCAUGGCGUGGCUCGCGAACUUCGUCUGGGCGAUCGGCUUCAUCUGCGCCAACCGAGUCCUGUUCCUCGACGAGGUCGACAAUCCCACGGGAUUCUCCAACUUCGGGCGACAGGUCGACGACUCCUACGACUUCAUUAUCGAAAUCGGGAAGAGUGCGAAGCCUUACUCGGAAAUCGCCUUGAGGAAUUCUCCUUCCGACCGGUUUGGUCACGCCGACGUGAGUGAACGCGUUGGGACGUUCUCGGUGAUGAAGCCGUUCGGUCACGGUCGUGCUGAUGGACUUGCUGGUCCCUUGUCCAGACCGGAAGCUUGGCGGUUAUUUUAUGAUGGGGAUGAUCGAAGGCUUUUUCACUGGGAUUCUUGUCCUAAGCAAGAUGACACCAAACGCGGCCGAUCCCUGGGAGGAGGGACGACAGGAAGCGUGAUUGCAAGUCGGUUGACGGAGAACCCUCGCGUGAAGGUCCUGUUACUCGAGGCUGGGACGGAUGGAACCCUGCUCUCGUGGAUCCCUGCUGCUGCAAUUUUGAUGUGGUGGUACACCAAGUUCGACUACCGCUACACCAGCGAACCUCAGGGGGAUUCCUGCCUCGCUUUCGAAGGAGGGGUGAGUCAUGUUUCACCUCGCCUGCUUGCUCGGGUGACGUUCACUUGUGACGUGACGUGA